AUGGGGCAUUACAUAUCCAGACGCAGCCUGUCAGAGCAGGACACCUUGCCUCAAGGCCGCAUCUCCUUCAAUGAAGAGGCACCUCCGCACUACUCCUCCUGGCGAGUGGACCGGGGCGCUGCCGCAGAUGUCCAAGCUAACGGCACCAUUGGCGAGGUCAGAGUCGGCAUGGAGGUAAAGGCCGGUGGGCAGGAGACCGAGUGUCAGGGUUCAAGGCAGGAGGGGCGACGGCCAUCCAUUUACAGCAGUGUGGAUGCCGUGCCGCACCUGGAGUUCUACUCCAAUGCCACGGCAACGGGUCGGGUACGACGCAACAGGCCAUCUCUGGAGACUCUCCGCAAAGCCUUUGAGGAUGGUGAUUUAAGCAGUAAUAAGGGAGACUCGGGAACAGGACAUUUGCCACAUGUUCUAGACCAGGGAGAGGAGCAAGACAGUGCAGUGGAAAAGACCAGACAACCUGUCCGCUUUGGCUGGGUUACCGGCGUUAUGAUUCGCUGUAUGCUGAAUAUUUGGGGAGUUAUUCUGUUCCUGCGAUUGUCCUGGAUUACAUCUCAGGCAGGAGUCAUUCUCACUUGGGUCAUCAUCCUCAUGUCUGUCUUGGUAACAUCAGUCACUUCAUUAUCUGUGUCAGCCAUUUCCACCAAUGGGAGGGUGUCAUCUGGCGGUGCCUACUUUAUGAUUUCACGGACACUGGGCCCUGAAAUGGGAGGUCCGAUUGGUGUGGUGUUUUCCUUCGCCAAUGCUCUGGGAUGUGCCCUCAACACUGUGGGGUUUGCAGAGACUGUCCGAGACCUUCUCAUAGAGUAUAAUGCUGUCAUGGUGGAUGACAUAAAUGAUGUGCGUAUUAUAGGUACCAUCACAGUUACUUUGCUUUUGUUAAUCUCAUUGGCUGGAAUGGAAUGGGAGUCAAAGGCCCAAAUUAUUUUCUUUCUUGUGCUGAUGGUGACCUUCACCAACUAUUUUGUGGGCACUGUGAUUCCAGCCACUCCAGAGAAGCAGGCAAUGGGUUUCUUCAACUACAGAGCUGAGAUAUUUGUAGAAAAUCUAUUUCCUGACUGGAGAGGGUCACAAGGAGAUUUUUUCCAGAUGUUUGCCAUCUUCUUUCCCUCUGCUAUUGGAAUCCUGGCAGGUGCCAACAUCUCAGGAGACCUGAAGGACCCAGAGACUGCCAUCCCCAAAGGAACGCUAUUUGCCAUCUUCUGGACAACCCUUAGUUAUAUAUUAAUAUCUGUAACUGUAGGAGCAUGUGUGGUACGUGAUGCCUCAGGGAACCUAAAUGACAGUUUGCCAUUUAACUUCUCUGAGCCAUGUGAUGGUUUAGGAUGCAAACUUGGCUGGAACUUCACCAAAUGCAAGCAAAGCCAAUCCUGUUCUUUUGGUCUGGCCAACAGCAUCCAGGUACUCAGUUUGGUCUCAGGCUUUGGUCUUCUCAUCACUGCUGGCGUGUUUGCCGCCAGCCUGUCAUCUGCUCUUGCAUUCCUAGUCUCUGCCCCCAAAGUCUUCCAGUGUCUCUGCAGGGACAACAUAUACCCAUACAUAGACUUCUUCGCAAAAGGUUAUGGGAAAAAUAAUGAGCCACUACGUGCCUAUAUCCUGACUUAUUUUAUUGCUCUGGCCUUCAUUCUAAUUGCCCAGUUGAAUGUCAUUGCUCCUCUGAUUUCUAAUUUCUUUCUGUGCUCAUAUGCACUCAUCAACUUCAGUUGCUUCCAUGCCUCUAUCACCAACUCCCCAGGUUGGAGGCCAUCAUUUAAAUAUUACAGUCGAUGGACUGCUUUGUUUGGAGCGGUCAUCUCUGUGGUGCUGAUGUUCCUGCUCACCUGGUGGGCAGCCCUCAUCACGUUUGGAAUCAUCUUCUUCUUACUAGGCUAUGUUACAUACAGGAAACCAAAGGUCAAUUGGGGUUCAUCAGUCCAGGCCGGUACCUACAACAUGGCUUUGUCUUAUUCUGUCUCCCUUUCUAGUGUAGAAGACCAUGUCAAAAAUUUCAGGCCCCAAUGUUUGGUUCUGACUGGUCCUCCUAACUUGCGUCCGGCUCUAGUGGACUUUGUGGGUUCAUUCACUAAGAAUAUAAGUUUAAUGAUCUGUGGAGACAUUCUCAUGGGUGACAGCCAGUCAGUAAUGUCCAAUGACAAACUGGUAAAAUGGUUGAACAUUAGGAAGGUUCGCUCUUUCUACACCCCCUUCAAGGCAGAUAGUUUGCAAGAAGGAGCUCGGCAUCUUAUGCAGGCUUCUGGUUUGGGAAAACUCAAGCCUAAUACCCUGGUCUUAGGGUUUAAGUCUAACUGGAAAGAAUGCUCUCCCUAUGGCUUGGAGGACUAUGUUAACACUAUAUAUGAUGCUUUCGACUCCAACUAUGGCGUGUGUAUUCUCAGGAUGAUGGACGGACUGGACAUUACGGAAGAGUUACAGUGUGAAGCAAACCCAGCAUUUGAGGCUGAUGAGGCAAUCGAGUCUGACCACAGCCAGAAUUCAGGAAGAGAAUCAGAUAAUGAAAACACAACCAACAUUAAGAAUGAUGAGAUCAGAACGGUUUUUCAGAACAAACAAGGGAAGAAGACCAUAGACGUGUACUGGAUUUCUGAUGAUGGAGGCUUGACACUGCUGGUGCCAUAUCUGCUGACCCGGAGGAAGCGAUGGCGGAAGAGUAAAGUUCGAGUGUUUGUCAUAGGGGAGCAGCAGACCAUGGAGAAUGAGCGCAAAGAGAUGGUGGCGUUACUGCAAAGAUUUCGUUUGGAUGUCCACGAUGUCAUAGUGAUGAUAGAUACAGAACGGCCACCUUUUUCCAAAAACUUAAAGGGGUUUGAGGAGUCUGUCGCUUCCUUCAAGCUCACAAAGGGACAGCACAGGGGUGAGGGGUCAACAGAGGAGCAACGGACAGAAUGCCCAUGGAAGGUCUCAGACAAACAAAUGGAUGCAUUUAGACUCAAGUCUGAGAAAAAGGUAAGACUGAAUGAGAUCAUCAGGAGGAAUUCCAAACACGCUGCUCUGGUCUUAGUCUCUUUACCUGUACCUCAGAGUGACUGCCCCAGUUCUCUCUACAUGGCUUGGCUGGACACUCUGAGUUGUGGACUACACUGCCCUGUCCUACUUAUAAGAGGAAACCAGCAAAAUGUUCUCACAUUCUACUGCCAGUAACACAAGCAGCAACUAAUUACCAAGUAAUUAGUAACCAUUAUCUGUGCAUAAAAUCAAACUUUCCUUUUAAAAAUAUUGCUAGAUCUGUUAGAAUUAAUAUUACUGAUACAAUAACUCAGAGAGUUAUCUUCGUAAUUUAAGAAAGGUAGCAUUUCAGUUGGACUAGAAUUGCAAAAAUUCUAUUGGCACCAUACAUAAAUAAUAAGAUAUAAGAUUGCCUUUUGACAUUUGAA
Messenger RNA from Electrophorus electricus (electric eel), 3368 nucleotides. It is a transcript of the gene slc12a10.1, whose product is annotated as solute carrier family 12 member 10, tandem duplicate 1. Lineage: Eukaryota; Metazoa; Chordata; Actinopteri; Gymnotiformes; Gymnotidae. The record is from RefSeq and is a predicted model, not a curated record. Gene Ontology annotation, cellular component: apical plasma membrane. Gene Ontology annotation, biological process: chloride ion homeostasis; chloride transmembrane transport; potassium ion import across plasma membrane. Gene Ontology annotation, molecular function: sodium:potassium:chloride symporter activity.